Messenger RNA from Bipolaris zeicola 26-R-13, 810 nucleotides. RefSeq lists its product as uncharacterized. NCBI's taxonomy places the organism in Eukaryota, Fungi, Ascomycota, Dothideomycetes, Pleosporales, Pleosporaceae. The coding region runs from base 1 to 810 and encodes 269 amino acids. The transcript has a single exon. The record is from RefSeq and is a predicted model, not a curated record.
AUGGCAAUCAUGCUCAAUGAAACACCAUCAACAAACCAGGGUCAAGCAUUUGGACCUCUACCUCCUGAGCUGCUUCUCAACGUCUUAGACCAGCUCGUGGAAGCAUGCAACCAUCACCGCCCUGUGAUACGCUCACGAUUCGACAUAAUAACCAGGACACUGUACUCGCUCACCUUAGUCUCGCGCAGCGUUCAUCCGAUAGCUACCGAAUAUCUUUACUCAAAUUGCGUGUGGUUGGAUUGUCCAGGGACCUUGGGCCGCUUUUGCUCAACAGCAGGACUAGAUCAUCAGCAUCAAACCACCAUACAAAAGACCAGAAAACCCCCGAAACCUACUUUCUUGCGAUACAUUACCUCGAUACACAUGUCACCCAUAAUGACAAGAGACCUAUGGCAGGAUGAUUGGGAAACCUCUAUCGGACGACCGGUAAUCAUCAGCUUACUCAACACUAUUGGUUCUAAUUUGAAGAGACUGCAUCUCAACUUGAUUCAGUUCAUAUUUGAUUGGGGAGGUGCAGAAAGCAAAAAUAUGGCCAUCAUUGAUCGAGACAUGUACUCUAAUAUGUUGCUUCUGGAGGAGUUAAUCAUCUCCUGCGACAUUAUUAGCCACUUCCCCAACCCGCCACCGAAUAUCAAACGACUUGCCAUAGCCACUGAUCAUUUCAGAGAUGCAGAGUGGACCUUCUACCGAUCUUCGCCAUCACUCCAAUCACUGGUGCUCUUUUGGCCAGAUGGAAGGAUAGACAAACACAUUGACUCUUUCUUCGAUUUGUAUGAGGGAAAAAGUCUGGACAUCGUUCUUGCUGACUAG